Messenger RNA from Brachypodium distachyon (stiff brome), 1096 nucleotides. RefSeq names its product soluble inorganic pyrophosphatase 4. Gene Ontology annotation, molecular function: inorganic diphosphate phosphatase activity; magnesium ion binding. Gene Ontology annotation, biological process: phosphate-containing compound metabolic process. The transcript is spliced from 9 exons. NCBI's taxonomy places the organism in Eukaryota, Viridiplantae, Streptophyta, Magnoliopsida, Poales, Poaceae. Bases 169 to 816 code for a protein of 215 amino acids. Gene Ontology annotation, cellular component: cytoplasm. The record is from RefSeq and is a predicted model, not a curated record.
GAAGAACCGCAGUGCAGUGCGGCAGAGAGAGAGAGAAGAAGCGGCGGGAAGUACGAUACGAACACCUCCGCCCGCCGCUCUCCCUUCUCUCUCGACUCUCCCGGAAGCUAGGGUUUGCUCCUCGCGCCGGCGUGCCCCCGUCCCGUCCCCAGAUCCCAGGUUUUUGUGAUGGCUCCCGCUAUUGAAGUUGUGGACAAGCUGGCAACCUCACCUCUUAAGGCUCCUGUUCUGAACGAAAGAAUACUGUCAUCCAUGACUCGGAGACCUGGUUCAGCACAUUCUUGGCAUGAUCUUGAGAUAGGGCCUGAUGCACCAACUAUAUUCAACUGUGUCAUUGAGAUACCUAGGGGCAGCAAAGUUAAAUAUGAGCUUGACAAGAAAACUGGACUGAUAAUGGUUGACCGUGUGCUUUAUUCAUCAGUUGUGUACCCUCACAACUAUGGAUUCAUCCCUCGCACACUCUGUGAUGACAGUGAUCCGAUGGAUGUGCUUGUCAUAAUGCAGGAGCCAGUUGUACCAGGCUGUUUCCUCCGUGCAAAGGCCAUUGGCCUCAUGCCUAUGAUUGACCAGGGAGAGGCAGAUGAUAAGAUCAUUGCAGUAUGUGCUGAUGAUCCUGAAUACAAGCAUUUCAAUGAUAUCAAGGAGCUCCCACCUCACCGCUUGGCUGAAAUCCGGCGCUUUUUUGAGGACUACAAGAAGAAUGAGAACAAGGAGGUUGCCGUGAAUGACUUUCUGCCCGCAACCGCUGCUUAUGAAGCCAUUCAGCAUUCCAUGGAUCUGUAUGCUACUUACAUCGUGGAGGGCCUGCGGAGGUAGACUGCUGCUUGGAGGAUCGGCUCGGUUUGCCAUUACCAAAACCAGGAUGAUGUUGACAAAUGCCUGAGAUAAUAUCACCUUACGAACUAUGUACUGUUGUUUUGUUGGUGUGAGUUCUGGACCACUAUUGAUCACCUGAAAGCCGUAGUACUAGUAGUAGCAAAACAAAAGAAUGGGGAAAUGUUCUUUCAGGCCUCGGUGCCACUAUGAUUCAUUGUUACCUUUGUAUCGACGCUCUUGAUAUGAUUCAAGCAAGUAAUCGAAAUUUCAUUCGUUAUUU